Coccinella septempunctata (seven-spotted ladybird) is the source of this 1628-nucleotide messenger RNA. RefSeq lists its product as uncharacterized. The transcript is spliced from 5 exons. The coding region runs from base 319 to 1419 and encodes 366 amino acids. NCBI's taxonomy places the organism in Eukaryota, Metazoa, Arthropoda, Insecta, Coleoptera, Coccinellidae. The record is from RefSeq and is a predicted model, not a curated record.
CAUUGACGCAUAUAUCGACUUUCAUUGCCCACAUAGUGACAGUACCUACAUACAUGUUUUUGAGGAACUCAGCUGGCAGUUUCAGCGGGCAAUGUUACGUCAAUAAAAAAAGGAGCUUACCGUACCACCAUUCUCGUACCAAUUGAUAGGCACCUUAGUUAUCUGGAAGUUGAAUGGAUAUCGUAUGCGAUGUCGGAUGUAAAUGAUACGUUCAGUGCAUCAACCGGCUUUCUGUGGUUUUUCCGUGCGUGAAAUGUAGUGAUUUAGUUUUUUCAGGAAAACGCUCAAACUUUUCGUAUUUUGAUCUGAAGCUCUUCGAUGGACCACACAGUCGGUAUCUCAACACCUAUGUGUCGAAAAAUUACAAUUUUAAUUUUUCUUGGAGUUCUCCUCCGAAACUGUUACGGAACAUAUCGUAACGGAGUCUGGCAAAGCAGUCCCACGAAUUCUCUGCUGACCAAGGUGCAGUUGACCCAAAAAGGAUAUAUCCAGUUUUUGCGAUACGUAGAAGAUGUACCGUCAAUGACUGAAUACACUUUUUGCAUUUGGAUGAAAAGCUUUGAUCUGUCACGCUCUCAUCCCCUCUUAUCGUAUUCGAAACACGAGAAGGAUCGACUUAUAAGAGUCUGGAUUUCUCCUAGAGGAAAAUCUUUAAACUUAGAACUUCACGGCCGGCCUGUAUUUGAAAUUCCCACUAAUUUCAAGGAGCAUCGCUGGUAUCACAUUUGCCAAUCGUGGGAUUCAGGGUCUGCCACUUGGGAAGUUUUCAUCAACGAUAAGAAAUUUAGAGGGCGUGCUCCAAAGUUGACCGGUCUGAUCAUCGAAGCUGGGGGUGAUAUUGUGGUCGCUCAGGAGUAUACGGACUUCGAUAAGGGUCUGGAAGAUGGCAUCGAAGGCCAAAUAUUCGGCUUCAACUUCGUUCUUUCCGCCACUUCGAAAAUGCAGAACUACGGAAAAUAUUCGGAAUCCCCUGCAACAUCAAUGGUUGGUUAUCGAGGCCGUCGUUCAUUUGAGCCUUCUAGAUCUCGAUACACUCCUUUCCGUCCGUCAGAUAUGAACGGGAAAACGCCCACUUUUCUGAAUUUCCCUCUAUCGUGGGAGAAUUCCUACAUGUCAUCGUUGGAAAACAUCCGUCACAGCAAUAUACCCCCGCAAAAACUACGAGUUCGGAUUAAUGCUCCGAAAAUCGUCAAAAUGAACCGUCCCAAUGAGUUGUUUCAAACGUAUUUGGCUACAGACCACGUAGCCGGAGGCAAAAAACCAGAAUCGACUGGAUUGAUGCUGGUGGAAAUGAGCAAAAAUUGCAGAAUUGGGAAAGGGGGGCCGUUGCGGGGAGAAAAAGUGUUGAUAAAUUGGGCGGAGACAAAAGUGCGCGUUUUUGGUGGUGCCAUAGUGAAACAUGUGGAACCAUUUUGUUGAGGGAAGGAUUCAGAUGUAAUUUAUUGAACUGGUCCUGACAGAACGAAUGUGAAUUCAAAAUCAUUCAAUAGCAGUCAUUAUUUCAUGAAAGUAUUUUUUGCAUGCUUUAAUUUAAGUAAAUUAUUGUAAAUAGUAUUAGAAUUUUGUUUAUAAUGUUGAAUUAAUUGAAUUAAUUCUGAGCCUGGUAACGUUUUUCGUAACCUCAUAUG